Molecule: messenger RNA, 928 nt
Organism: Aptenodytes forsteri (emperor penguin)
Lineage: Eukaryota; Metazoa; Chordata; Aves; Sphenisciformes; Spheniscidae
Gene: SIAH3
Product: siah E3 ubiquitin protein ligase family member 3
Exons: 2
Coding region: 1-729 (242 amino acids)
Biological process (GO): proteasome-mediated ubiquitin-dependent protein catabolic process; multicellular organism development
Cellular component (GO): cytoplasm
Molecular function (GO): ubiquitin conjugating enzyme binding; ubiquitin protein ligase activity
Source: RefSeq, a predicted model, not a curated record
AUGCUUUUCUUCACCCAGUGCUUUGGGGCUGUGUUAGAUCUUAUUCACCUGCGGUUUCAGCACUACAAGGCAAAGAGGGUUUUCUCAGCUGCCGGGCAACUUGUCUGCGUCGUCAACCCAACGCACAGCCUAAAGUAUGCACCGACCCGCUGUGCAGCUGCGCAGACGUCUGCGGAGCAAGGCGUCCUCCCUCCCUGCCAUCACCACGAAGCAGUACAUGACCCCCAGCUGGUUCCCUGCACAUGCCCGCUCUUCUCCUGCCCAUGGGAAGGGCACCUGGAGGUGGUGGUGUCCCACCUGAGGCAGACCCACCGCAUCAACAUCCUUCAGGGGGCAGAGAUUGUCUUCCUGGCCACGGAGAUGCACCUGCCUGCACCCACGGACUGGAUCAUCAUGCACUCUUGCCUUGGCCACCAGUUUUUGCUGGUCCUCAGGAAGCAGGAGAAGUAUGAAGGCCACCCCCAGUUCUUCGCUACGAUGAUGCUGAUCGGCACGCCAACCCAAGCCGACAACUUCACCUACCGGCUCGAGCUCAACAGGAACCAGAGGCGCCUUAAGUGGGAGGCGACCCCCAGGUCGGUACUGGAGUGUGUUGACUCUGUCAUUUCGGAUGGGGAUUGUCUUGUGCUGAACACUUCCCUGGCUCAGCUCUUUUCCGACAACGGAAGCCUAGCGAUAGGAAUUGCAAUAACCACCAGCAAAGUUCACAAUGCUGAAGCUGAAAUGUGAGGGGAAAGAGGAAGAAGAGGAGGAGGAGAAACAAUGGUGCUCUAGCUGCCUUGUGAGAGCCAGAACUUGCGGACUUUUCGGGGGGGUCUCAGGUCUUUUAUGGUAUUUAGUACUCGUCCACAGUGGGCAUUAUGUAAACAUCCUGUGGUUACGGUCUCUGUGUAAUGUAUUUACCGUUUUGUUAAUACAAUUUUAUGAG